Molecule: messenger RNA, 1472 nt
Organism: Populus nigra (black poplar)
Lineage: Eukaryota; Viridiplantae; Streptophyta; Magnoliopsida; Malpighiales; Salicaceae
Product: acetylserotonin O-methyltransferase-like
Exons: 2
Coding region: 163-1224 (353 amino acids)
Biological process (GO): methylation
Molecular function (GO): S-adenosylmethionine-dependent methyltransferase activity; O-methyltransferase activity; protein dimerization activity
Source: RefSeq, a predicted model, not a curated record
AGUGGUAGCGUAAGAGAAUAUAUUGCUAGUUUAAUCUGAAACUACUGUCCGAAAAUAUAUCCGUACGUAUCUUGUCGUAGAUUUGGGGAUUCAAACUGAAGUUUUUCUUAAGGAUUUCAUUGAUAAAUUCAAAGAAAGAUUUGCACAAAUACAAGAGAUCAGAUGGAGAGGACAUCAAGAGAUUCAAAAAUGAAAGAGGAAGAAGAUGUGCAGGCAGGAGUUGAAAUAUGGAAAUAUGUACUUGGGUUUUCUGGUAUUGCUGUAGUUAAGUGUGCUAUUGAGCUUGGAAUAGCAGAAGCCAUCGAAAACCAUGAGGGUCCUAUGGCAUUAUCAGAGCUAUCAUCCACCCUAGGAUGUGUUCCAUUCUCUCUUGAUCGCAUCAUGCGGUUCUUGGUGCAUAACCAUUUUUUCAAAGAGGAACCAACUAUCCAAGGCACCGCAGGUUAUGUGCACACACCUCUUUCUCGUCGUUUACUUAGGCAGGGAGAAGACAGCAUGGCUGAUUUUAUUUUGUUGGAGAGCAGCCCUGUGAUGCUAGCACCAUGGCAUCAUCUAAGUUCCUGUGUUCGAAUAAAUGGGACUGCAGCAUUUGAAGCGGCUUAUGGUGGUGACAUAUGGAAAUAUGCAGCAGCAAAUCCUGCUUUCAACAGGCUAAUUAACGAUGCCAUGGCUUGUGAUGCUAGACUGGCAGUGUCUGCUAUAAUUGAAAGCUGUCCAAAGCUGUUUGAUGGACUAAAAACUUUGGUAGAUGUUGGUGGCGGUAAUGGGACUGCUUUGGGAAAGUUUGUCAAGGCUUUUCCUUGGAUUGAAGGCAUCAACUUUGAUCUUCCUCAUGUUGUGUCUGUUGCAGCGGAAUGUGAAGGAGUAAAGCAAGUUGGAGGAGAUAUGUUCGACAGUGUUCCAAAGGCUGAUGCUGUUUUUAUCAUGAAGGUUUUGCAAGACUGGAACAAUGAUGAUUGUGUCCGAAUUCUUAAAAAAUGUAAAGAAGCUAUUCCAAAGGACAAAGGGAAGGUCAUUAUUGUUGAAACUGUGAUUGGAGAAGAGAAACAGGACAGUUUUGAGUUUGUGAGGUUCAUGAAAGACAUGGCAAUGAUGGCUUUCACCAACUCAGGAAAGGAGAGGACCUCUGAGGAAUGGGAUUGUGUCCUCAAGGAGGCUGGCUUUAGCAGCUACAACAUCAUACCAAUUCGGGCUGUGCAAUCUGUCAUCGAGGCUUUCCCUUAAUUCACAAAGCAAUUUCAGAACGUGUAUUUGUAGUUUGCCUAGUCCAAGUUCGCUUAGAUGAUGUUUUCUUUGUUCAAAAGCAGGCUCCUACAUGGAUUGUUUGUUUUCUAUGUUCAAAAGUGUCAAUUUCUCAUCAUUUUUCAGUUAUCCUUUCCUUUGAUUCAACCUUUAUGGUGAAGUCCCUCUGUUUGCUCAUAUUCAACACUUGUUCUGCAAAAAUAAUAGCCAAAUUUGCAAUGUUGAAAAUA